CCUGAGGACAUCACGUGUCUGUCCUCCACCUGGACAGAGACAGCUCUGAAUGAAUAAAUGUGUGUGUGUGUGCUGAAUGUCAAACCUGUGGCACAGUGUGUGUGUGUGUGCCACGCAUUGGUGAUGAUGGGUGGUUCGAACCCAGCGGAGCGAUAGGUCGCAUUUCUUAAUUUCCCCUUCAACGCCGCACCGAGGAGCCCCCUGCUCCUCCUCCUCCUCCCCCCUCUCCUCCCUCCUCCCACGCUCUUCCACUCCAGCUCUGGACACACGACGAGACCGCGGGACCUGCUGUGUUUCCCCCCCUCCCGCACACACACCUCCCGCCGUCCCCCGUUCACGCACGAGGAUUGAUCCAAUGUAUUAUUUACGACCGAAACUUCAGCAACUUAUCCACUGGAUAUGGCUCCCGGUUUGAGGAGUGGAUGCGCGGGUCGCCACAGAGCGGAGCCCGGCGGCGGCUGCGGCGGCUGCAGCGGCUGCACGGAGGAUGCUGCCGCAGGAGAGUGGAGGUGUUUGAGGGGCAGGUGUCGGGCAGGAGCCGCCGUGGAGCUCAGACACUGUCUCCUCACUGUGGGGAUGCUGUCGCUGCUUGUCCGGUGCGCGGUGGCCGCAGCUGAGGAAAAAUCCACCUAUGAUGCCUCUGGCUCCUCGUCUCUCCUGAGUGACCCCGCUGCCACAGCUGCUCCUGCUCACCCAUCGACUGGCCUGUCCGUGGCGGAGGAGGUGCCUUUCUUAGCCGCCCGCUCAGAUGGUGACUCAGAGCUGGCGGGAGGAGGUUUAUCAGGGCAGCCUGCCUUUUCGUCUGUCUUAACUGUCAUGGCGGGAACUGUCAAACAUCCUGUGAGCCUUGAUCAAAGUAGAACCUCGCCGACGAUCACCAAGGACGAGACCCACACCACCAAAUGGCCUUCACAUAGUUCCAGCGGCUCCGGCUCAGAGAUGUCUUCUUCUUCUUCGUCGUCUUAUGUGCGAGAUAGAAUCCCCGCCAGCUCAGGUCUGACUCCCAGCAUGCCUCACCAGCACACUUCACCACGUCAGGCUGUUACUUUGUCGUCCCCAUCACAUGUGUCCGUCUUCAUGGACGUAAAAAAGAAUGAGAAUGUCUCAUCCUUUUCAUCAUCAACAGCAUCACUGUCAUUAUUUCCAUCACCAGCUCCAUCAACCUCCUCCAUGUUAUUAUCUCUACUCUCUCUGUCACCUUCCACUGAGCUGAUGAACAAAGCUCCGUCCUCUCAGGGUCACAGGACUGUGUUCAGCGCUGCACGUCCAACAGAAUCCGUUACGUUCUCACCAGCAAUGCCUCUUAGUAGCACAGACAGUUCGACAGCAACUGCAGAACACACAACUCAUUCAGGACAGGGAUGGCGACGCACAUCAACCGAAUCAUCACACAUCAGCAAUAAAUUAGCAGAACAACAACUUUACGCAACCACUGAUAAAAUCCAUGGAGUUGCAUAUUCAAAAGUAAUGACGACACCGGCAAUCAGCUCAUACAGAACAUCGUAUUCUUCUUCUAACACUGUGCAUGAUCCUUUUAAGAUUUUAGUCAAACCCACUGAGAUGCACAACUCGGGUAUGAACUCUGUGUCAGCCAGUAAUUUGAAAAAUAGCACCUUGGUUCGCUCCAAUCAAGAGAGUCAAGCUGUUGAAAUGCAGCAGGAGUUGUCACAGGAGCCCACAUCAGCACUGUCGUCUGCCCCUCCUAAUGGCUCUUCCGUUUCCAGUGAUGUCGCACAGCAGAUGGUAGAUCGAACGGCACAUGCAGAAAAGACGGAUAGUCAGACUUUUGUUCACAAACGGGACGGACAUGCAGUCACAUCACGCACUGUAAAUCCAACUGUAUCACCAGCAAUGACUCUCAAACCCACUGCGUCUUUUUUAACAAUUUCCUCUGGUGCAAAAUCUCUCUCAGAAAGUGCAAUCACAAACCUGACGCCUAUCGACUCUGGCAUGGUGUCCUUGGAGCAUUCGUCUAAUCGUGGUGAUUUACGGAUGGCACCAGGUCAUGGCCACCCUGCAGUUUCUGUCAUCAAUAUAAAAAAUAAACUAGCGGGAGCUGAGCUUAAAUCUAUUUCCACCCAAGCUCACCAGAAUAACUCACUCUCGCACACGACGAAGACGCGGCCUGAGUCCACCGCUGGUUUGAUCGCCAGAGCGGGAACAACCUUCUUCACAACAGGGUCACUUAAUCUGCAGAGUAAUGUCACCGCAAACCUUCGACAAUUUGUUACACAGAAAACGUCGCCCCGUGGCAUAAUUCCGAAGCAUAUAGGAUGGACCGCGCUAAAAAUAUUCUCCUCUGACAGUGGGACUGUGUCUCUUUCUGGUACAGCGUUGCCAGCUGGGUCAGCAAAAUAUAUGACCUAUAAAAGUGUGCAUGGACAUUUUUCACAGCCCUCUCGACCUACAUACCCAUUGCCGUUGUUUCGCAGCCCGGAUCACAGCGCAGGUGAAGGCCUGACUGGCAGUAGUGAGGUUAAUUCUGCAGACCAAACUGAAGCGCCAUUAAUGUCUAAAAAACCUGUUCAAGCCACACCUUUUCUUAAUUUCCUCCAUGAAUUUUAUACAACAUCUGGUCUAAUGCCAUAUGACGAUAAAUCUCAGCAGACGCUGUCCUCAGGUGAAGUCUCUCCCUACGAUAAAAAAUCGGAGGGCGCCGGCCUCGGUAAACCUUUGACAUUCAAGGUGCAAACUAAUGCAGGGAAUAGUAAAUCGUCUCCGUCCUCCACUCUUCACAUGUUGUACGGAAAGAGCUCUGCAGAGACUUUAGUUUCUCCUUUAUUUAACAGAAAGGAAGAGUCUCCUCUAAUCAAAAGCACCUUGUUUUACACAUGGAGUGUUCCUUUAGGGCGGUCCACAACACAGUUCCCGUCUUUAAUGACUACAGAAGAUGCUUUAAUGAUGAAUAAAGGCUCAGAUGGUUCGAACAAAGCAUCUCCCACUGAACUCUCCCUUUCUCAAGUAACUUUUGAUGGUGGAUUAGGCGCUUCGAUAAGUCUUUCGCGAAAAGACGGUGUGACAGUGAUGGGCCCUCGUGAGAGGUCUUCUUCUUCUUGGUCAGAAAUCACCACAACACUGAGGACAAACUCCUCUCAGCGCGCUCAGGGACCCGCCGUCAUUGUGAGUAGUAAUAAAUCAAAGCUUUAUUUAGGCACAGAGACGGCCAGUCCCUCCACUGCUUCCUCUGCAGCAGCCACUUCCUCCAGUGAUGGACAAAACAGCAUUGAGACGGUGAGACCUAUUCUCAGCUUUGGCACAAAAUUAAUGGCGCCAUAUAAAAGGUGGAAAGCCACCAAGCCGGCGUCUUUUCAAAGCAGCACUUUUGACUCAGGAAUGACACCCAGUGGCUUUGAUAGGGCAAAUUCUAAUUUAAUACCAGAUGGCGCAUCAUAUGAACACCCAAACCUGGAAGACACACAAGAGCAUAGAAUGCAUAUAUUGAAUUCAAACGAUCCAACACUCGUCGCCAGUGAUCCCUAUUCAGUUCAUCCAACUGUUGGAGGAUAUCCAUCGCUUACAUAUGGUAAAGGAACAUCUGAUUAUAAAGAACAGAGCAUGACGUUGUCACUAGCUGCUUUAAAAUUUGGUGCUGCUGUCAGUUUACGGCAAAUAGUGACGGCAAACACUGGUGCUCCACCAGUUUGGGGUCCAGAUACAUCUGCUCCCCUCACUCACAUAUCUACUGACUCUGUAACUUCUUCACGAGACGCUCCGCUUGCAUUUGCAUACAGGAGCAUGGCCACGAGACCUCCAAACACACCUGUGCACAGUUUCACUGACACCGACCAUGUGCGUGACACAAGGGAUUCAGAACCGAACGAGUUCACCUCACCAAGAGAGCGGAUGCUAUCAUCAUCAGAUGCUUCUUCACCAUCACACUUCUCAGCUUUUCACCUCACCACCUCUAAAGCUUCAUCAUUACUGUCUCCAUCAUCAUCAUCAACAUCACGUUCAGCUGAUGUGACAUUGUCAUCCAAACCAACCGUCUUCUCUGCCAUUGAUUCAACUCCUCCACCACCCCCACCUGACUCCCUUUCAUCCAGUCUGAUUUUAACAGAUUCUGAGUGCCCUGAGUGUACGACUGACGUGUCUGUUGUCCUUACAGAGGCAGGGACAGGCGAGCCUAACACGGGCACGUCCAGAGCAGUUGCACUCCCUUUCCUCAAAGAAAAAGAGGUCCAUCUGUCCCCCUCUCAGUCAGCGAGAACAACACUUUCUGCUGGGCCCUCUGAAAGGACAUCUCAGGUACCGCCUCUGCGACCGGACACCACAACAGCCUAUGUGAAGCUCGCCUCCACAAGCGUAGCUUCAACCGCUACAACUAAAAACACAACCACCUCCAUGCCUUCCCUAAACGUUACCACUGGAAGCACGCAGUCCACCACCACUACCACACAACCGCCAGCACCCGUGACCAGGAGGGUUAUCACCACCACCACCACCACCACCACAAACACCAGGACUCAAACCAGCAGAAGAGCAUUCACUCCUCUGAUCUUCAGAACAAGCCCACCCAGGGCAGCCACGACUGCCUUCAUCUCCCCGUUCACCACCACCACAGAGGCUCCGCCGCAGCAGUGCAACAUCACAGAGAGACUGUGGGUGAAAACAGUCGUCUCGAUCUAUGUGAGAAGAAACAGGCUGGACAGCAUCCAGAGGCAGAACCUUCGCAGGGGACUCAGCCAGGGCCUCCGGAAAGCUCUGAAUGACACUUCUGCUCAAGCACAGGUGGAGACUGUGUUCGGCUCUCCCAACAUGACUGUGGCUUAUCACGUGACUGGAGGGGACAUGGUCUACUCCCCCUCAGUUGUGCUGGAAGGCUUGAACUCCUAUGGCCGUGAUAAGCUGAUUGCUGACCUGCGACAGUAUCUCCCCAUGGUAACAGCCCUGCCCCUCCCAGCUGCAUUAUGGAGACCCAGCGCAGCUACAGGCUUCCAGCUGAAAACAGUGCUGCAGUUUGUGGGAGCAGGUGAUAAUCCUCGCUCCUGUAGAUUCUCUCAGAUGAUGGAACGGCGGCUGGAGAAGGUGUUUUCAGAAGCGCAGGCCAAAGUGCUCAGCACUAACAGCAGGCUCUCUGUUCAGAUGCUGAGUGUCACCCAAGCAGCAGGCUCUCCUGCUGUGUCAUUGGUCUACACUGUGAGUAAUGGCACUGUCUUCCUUAAUGGCACCACUGCCUCGAAUCUCCUCGGUCAGCUGUCAGCUGAACUGGUCGGCUAUUUCCUCUUUUAUCCACCACUUAUCAUCGCUGAGCCACUGGAGUAUCACAAUCUGAACACCUCCGUUGCAACCCGAGACUUCUGGGUUAUUACAGUGAUCCAGGAUGUGGAUAACGUCAGCCUGGAGGGACAAUACCAGAGCUUUGCCAAUUUAAUGGAGCAGCGGCUGGCAGAGUUGUUUGUGUUGGCAGGCCAGCAGGGCACUCGCUUCAGACGAGCCACGGCCGUAGGAAGCUACACUGUCCAGAUGGUGAGCAUCCGGAGGGUGUCGGGGUUGAGGAAUCCCGCGGAAAUGACCUACUAUGUUCAGCAACAUGGUUUGCCUCUACUGGGGACGUCGGCUGCCAAGGUCCUGAACACGGUGGACUCUCAGACGAUCGCCCUCACCCUGGGAUACUUUGUCCAACUGCAAGCGGAACCUGUGGUCAAGAACCCUCCUAACAACCUCUGGAUCAUCGCUGCAGUGUUGGCCCCCAUCUCUGUUGUGACACUCAUCAUCAUCAUCAUCACAGCCGUGUUGUGCAGGAAGAACAAAAAUGACUUCAAAGCUGAUGCCAUCGGUAACCUCAACCCCCGGGCAAAGAUGGCGUAUCGCAGAGAUGUGGGCUAUUAUCACCAGCCAGUCCAGGGUUUUGACUAUGCCAAGCAGCACCUGGGCCAACAGGGAGGAGACGAGGAGACACUUCCCGUCAGUCAGGACACGUUAGUUAUGUCGCUACAAAUAAGGGACACGCCACUCUCACUGGAGAAGGCCUUGCAUCAAGAUGGAACCGCCCACAAGAAAAGCCUCAGCAAUGACAAACACAAGAGCAAGUUGCCGAGUGAGGAUGGUUCCGUCAUCAGCAACGAAUCAGAGAAGCUGAAUUCCGGCAGGGGCUUGACAGUGCCGAAAGUCACAGCACAGCAGAAACUGACAAAGGAGGAGACGCGCAAGAGGGACGAUCCAUAUGACACCUCCUCUGGCUCCCUGCAGCUCAUUUCCAUAAAGCCGGUGGCGGCUCAGCCAAGUUACUCGCACCCUGCAUCAUCUGACCGCAGCCAGGACUCAGCCAUAGUCAACGGAGAGGUGAACUUGGCUCUGAAGCAGAAGUCAGACAUCGAGCACUACAGGAACAAGCUGAGACUGAAGGCUAAGAGGAAGGGCUAUUACGACUUCCCGUCCACCGACGGCAGCAGCAGCAGCCGGGCGCUGGCGCAGAGGCAGCGGCACAGCCAUGAGAGGGCAGCCGGUGAGCAUGGCAGACCACUGGAGCCUGAUGAUGAGCGAGGUUCCACUUAUGUCAAGUCUCACAGGAGGCACUCCCAGGUAGGGCAGACGGCCUAUCGCAGCAGACAGAGUCUCAGCAGUCCCAGUCCUGGGGGGACGGAGAUGGACCUGCUUGUUAUGAGGGAGAGACCAAGGAGAGGCAUCCGCAACAGCGGCUAUGACACUGAGCCUGAGUUGAUUGAGGAGACGAACGUGGACCGCCUGAUGGGGCCGCGGGGGUACAUGUACGGCCGGGGCUUGAAAGGCCACUCGGAGACGUCCACCCUGAGCUCGCAGCCGUCGAUCGAUGAAGUGCGGCAGCAGAUGCACCUGCUGCUGGAGGAGGCGUUCAGCCUGGCGUCGGGGGGUCAGUCCACAUCUGGAAGGCAGUCCCACCACCACCAACUGCCUCCUGACCACUACAGCCCCGCACCGCCUCCCCUCCCUUAUGCAGACGUGGUGACCAGUGCCCCAGGCACGAUGAGCUGUGGGCGGGGAGGUCUGCAGUGGGUGCCAUCUUACGGUGCAGAUGUGUAUCAGUGCAGCCUGCCUAAACCAGCCUUUCGCUUCACGCAGCUUCCUGAGAUGGCUAUGGAUUCCCCUCCACCUUUACCUCCUCGCACCGGACCUCCUCCUGGGAAAUCCCUUAGACGUUCCACUUCUGAUUUGGGGCCUAAAGGACGGAUCUCAGACACGUCUCUCACUGGAAUGCAGAGUCACCAUGAUAGCAAUCCAUAUGGGCCAACAACCAGAGCAGCACUUCCAUCUAUCACUGCAGAGCAGCCUCUGUCCAACUACUCAGGAAACCCAAUAACAGCUGUCUAUGCCAUCCCAGCCUCCAGGUCUGGCUACUCAGAAUACUUUCUCUCCACACCACCGACCUCCUACCACAGUCCGUCAUGGAUGUCCUAUCCACCUGAACCUGAGGAUGUGCCACCGCAGUGGGCAGACUCUUUGCCCCUGCCUGGUUAUGUUGAGGCUUUUCCUCAUCCCCGCUAUCCACAGGGUAGCCCGACCAGGCUGCCCCUGGAGUAUAAGCAGGCUCUGGAGCAGCCUUAUGUUGCCCCAAGCACAGCAUCCCAGCAAAGCCUGCCACAUGUGGGGAAGGACAUGGACAGCAUGCCCCUGAGCAGCCUCUCCACCUCUGCACUCGUGCAGGCCAUUCGGCAGGAGGUGGCCAAGCUGGCGAAGAAACAGAAUGAAAUGUUUGAGUUUUAGUGUCUUCGGCAAAAAGGGAGGGAGGCACACAAAGGCAGUACUCAUCUGGACUCAUUUUUGAUGUUUGUACUGUAAACUGGACUUCUUUACCCCCUUAAUUACCCGCUGAUUGAUCUCUUUUCACAUUCGAUUGGUGUUUCUCAGCUGCUGAUUUGAAAGAAAAAAGAUUGUUUUUUUUUUGUUUUCUGUUUUUUUAGAAAAAAUAACACAACAAAUAUCCUCUACUGAUGAUGUCCCAAGUAACUACAUGCAUCCAUCCUUUGUAGAUUUGCCAACAAGAUAUGCUAAUAACGGAAAAUACAACGAUUUCCACGAUCAGACGUUUUUGUGAGCCGGCAUCGAUUGAGGAGAGAAAAAGGCAGUAGCAUUAUUGUCUGUACUGAGAGGACCAAAUACUCCCUGUCAGAUACUUAGUAUCAACCACAGUGUAUAUACAGUAUAAGGUAACCAUGUAUCUUAUCUCUUUUUAUAGACCAUUAUCUUCAUUUAGGUGGACCACAGUUUAUACCAAAUCAAACUACGACAUCGCUUUCCCACAACGCGUUGGUUUACUUUUAAAUCACACAUCGGCACUGUAACGGUAACCGACACUGACUCUCUUUGAUCAUCUAAUAUGUUUUUAACUGAUUAAUUAAUUAAAUAGAUUUAGACUGUAGUUCUCAUUAAUUAACAAACCAACUCAAUCCAUCAUAUUUGUCUAUUUAUGAUUAAGUGACAUGAAGUUUUUAUUGCAUUUUUUUUGUUUGGGUGCACAUAAGGUAGGUUUUUUUUUUUAUCUUUUUCUUUUAAGAAAGCCAUUUUCUUUUAGAAGUUAUGGUAGUUUUAUUGUAACAUGUAACAUGUCUUUACCACCAUACAUACAUACAUUUGUGUUCUCUUUAAGAAGAAAAUGACACAAUGUCUUUGGCUUUCAGUCCCAGAUGUUUUGAAGAUACAUUCAACCCCAGCAUCUAUAAAGGUGGACACAAUAUUUAUUUACCACACCCGGUGGCAUCAUAAUUGUCCUAACGAGUGCAUUCGCAGAUCAAACACGGAAUUCCUGUGGGUUUUUGAGCGACUCACAGGCCGUGUGUUGGUAUGACGGAGCUUUAAAUGAGUAAACAGUGGGAAUGCCUUACUGAGCGUCGAGUCAAUACGACUGUAGACGUCUGGUAGGAAUUGUUUCAGAAGCAGUGUGUUCAGUGUAAACAUAAGAAACAUCCUGUUUACUUUGGAUACAGUAAAAAAAGAAAUAAAUCCAUAAUUCUGUGUAACAUUGGUAAUACAUUCACAUUAUACCAUUAAAAUGAACUGUUUUUCCAAUGUUAUUCAAACAGUGGGAAUAAAGGAGUGUGCACUCAGUUUUUCUUUAAUAUGUUCUUUUAAUUAGAGCUCAUUGCACUUCACAGAAUUAUUAUUUUUUUGUUCUUGUUUCUUUCUUUUUGGUCCAGUGUAUAAGGUUUAGCUGAUCUCAUUUAAUACUGAAGUUUUUUUUUUUGCAUGUGCAGUCACCUGAUUGUAUGAGUCGUUGUUUUCAUUACCACAGAGUAAUGAGCCUUUAUAUUUACAUCAGAGGCCGCCGUGUUUGACCACCUUGUUUUUUAAUAGACAAUAAUUAAAUUAUAACUGAAGGCUUGUAGUUCUCCUACAACAUACAUGGAAGGGAAGGGAAGGGAAGGGAAGGGAAGGAUGGGGUGACCAACAGGUGUGUGAGUCCUACACACUGUAACUUUAAUUGAUCACAAAGCAGGACAUUAAUCUAAAACAACGCAAUACGACAAACUCAUUAAUCGUUACAUGUAAUUAAUUUAUAUUUCUUGGGAAAAGACUCAUUUUCACUGUGGAAUAAAAGCCCCCAGCAGGUUUUGGUAAACUCUUCACACAGACUUGAACAAAAGAACAGAUGCUGCAAUAAAUGGUGAGAUGCUGUACGUUGCUUAUUAUUAGCAUCGCAAAUUAUACGUACUUGCUUUGUUAAUAACAAUUUCAAUCCCUUAUGUCUUUGGGCAGUUGUCUUGGAGGAAAGAGCUAUGAGUGACAAUGCCUUUAAUAUCAUUUUCAUAAAGACUUUUGAACAAACCCUC
Solea senegalensis (Senegalese sole) is the source of this 9743-nucleotide messenger RNA. RefSeq names its product KIAA1549-like b. Bases 400 to 7680 code for a protein of 2426 amino acids. Lineage: Eukaryota; Metazoa; Chordata; Actinopteri; Pleuronectiformes; Soleidae. The transcript is spliced from 21 exons. The record is from RefSeq and is a predicted model, not a curated record.